AUGUCUCGUCCCUGCACUUCAGCAGACGCUGGUCACGCCACCGACCAGCCUCCUUCUUACGAUACGGUUCAGCAGCAGCAAGACCGACAGUUCCAAAACUUCGACUCGAAGGAGUGGGAAUGCGUGCCCAAGAACCUCAGCAUCAUCUACACCCCCGUUCCCAUUGGAGCAGGUGCCAAUAUCAGCAGAAGAGGAAUCAGCUGGGAAGCCAGAUUCCGAGUAAGAGCCAAAGAUCUCCCGCGCCUCAUGAGGGAAGGCCUCCACUGGACAGUGGCCAAUAUUCAACGAGAAGCGGGCUUCUUCGAGCACGAAGCCAAGGAACUUGUCAUGAAACAAGCUGGCUGGACCUGCACACGCAACUACUACCUCUCUGACCUCAGCCCGGAUCAGAACUGGUCCGCCAAGAUGAUUGUCUGCGCUCGGGAUAUCCAGGUCCUCUCGCAGUUUGAUAUGGCCAAACUUCGGCCUGAGCAAGCGUACACCGCCAUCGCAUGGAGCAGCUUCCAUCCCAGCCAUUUCAUCUACAACUUUGAGCGUCUGGCUCCAAGCAGAAAUUACAAUUCGAUCUACGACGACAUGCCACUGGAAGGAUGGUGGCCAUGGCCAAAGAGGCAGCCUGACGCUGACGAUAAGCCCGAUUCAGCUACAAAGAGCUCAUAG
Messenger RNA from Colletotrichum lupini, 660 nucleotides. RefSeq lists its product as uncharacterized. NCBI's taxonomy places the organism in Eukaryota, Fungi, Ascomycota, Sordariomycetes, Glomerellales, Glomerellaceae. The transcript has a single exon. The coding region runs from base 1 to 660 and encodes 219 amino acids. The record is from RefSeq and is a predicted model, not a curated record.